This is a messenger RNA of Malania oleifera, 2634 nucleotides long. RefSeq lists its product as uncharacterized. Lineage: Eukaryota; Viridiplantae; Streptophyta; Magnoliopsida; Santalales; Ximeniaceae. The coding region runs from base 247 to 2184 and encodes 645 amino acids. The record is from RefSeq and is a predicted model, not a curated record. The transcript has 9 exons.
GUGGCAACUACGUGUCAUCUUGCAUGGCACUGUUCUGCCAAUGCCACGUCGUUCUGAUCAAGUCUGAUCUCUCAAGUCCCCCGAUGCCGAAACUGAGUCGGCUGGCUCCGAUUGUCCGAUCCAACUCAGUGCUGAGUUAGUACCCUCGUCGGUCCUCCCUGGAACAUUCCUCGCUUCUUCCCGUCACUCCAACUCGUUGGUAAGCUGAUACCUCUCUCUCUCUCUGAAGAAGUCUGAACUGAAAAAAUGUCGUGGGCGAAGCAAUGUCCUUCCAACUCCUUCAUUUACAAUGUCACCCAGUGCGCGUGCAACCCAGGUCACGUGCUGAACAGCACCGGAAACACGUGCGAGCUCCUCCGGGUGUCGGCGCCGGAGGCGGCUUCUGUGGUGGGAUCGGGGGUGAGCAGCGAGGGCUUCCUGAAUUUUGCGGAGACGAUCUUUGCAUUUGACUCGAUCAGGAAGUUCACGCAGUCGCAGGCGGUGUUCCUGGAGGGCACCUCAAUCAUGGUGUUAUCUUGGCUGCUCUUCUGCUGGAUGCUCAGGUUCGGUAAGCUCGGGGAUGGGAGGGGACUCUGGUUUCGGAUCAGAUGGUGGAUUAGUCGCUUGGAUAUUUGUUUUGCUACCAGACACUGGCUGGAUGAUCAGCAGUUCGUUAAAAAGAGGAAAACAGAACUUGGUGGAACAUUCUCAAUAGCAAGUUGGAUGCUUUUCAUUGGCUUGUUUGCUGCGUUGCUUUACCAGAUCAUAUCAAACAGAACCAUUGAGGUGCACAAUGUGAGAGCAACAAAUGCACCUGAUUUAACCUCCUUCAUCAGUGAUAUGGAAUUCAAUAUAACAGCUGUUUCGAGUAUGAGCUGCUCACAUUUACGUGGCCUUGGUAUGGCAGUUAGUGGAAAUCUCGGAUUUGUUGACCAGAAAUUUGUCCCUCUAUCAAACUUCGUUAACCAUUCUUGCCAUAACACCAGCAAUGGGCCAACCAUAACCCUGAAGUGCAACAGCUGUCCACUCAUUCAAGACCCUUUGUACAUUUCUUGGCAGUUCGUUGAUCUUCCAAAUGAUCCAGCAACUGCUAUUGGUUUUCAGUUCAAUCUCACUGCAAGGAGUCAUGCCAAACCAAAAUAUUUAAGUUUUGUCAGUGGAAUGCUGAAGAACAGGAGCAAUCUUGAUGAUACUCCAGUCACUUUCAGAGGGGUUGAUGUUAACAUAUUGAAAUUUAAUUUAUUUCCCAGAAUAUUCCGCUACUUACAUGAUCUAAAAAUUGUUCAACCUCUAUUUCAUGAGUUUCUUCCGGGUACAUCUUUUAACGAGAUAAGUAUGCUCCAAGCCUCCCUUCAAAGUUCUAAAGAUGGACUAAUCAACACCACAUUGUACAUCAAUCCCCUCUCUACCUACAUUGUGGAGAUUGACAAGCAAAAUAUAUUGGGGCCUGUGAGCUUCCUUGCGGAUCUUGGUGGCCUUUAUUGCUUUAGUAUUUGCACUUUUUUCUACUUCUUGGUGCAAUGUGAACACAGAGUCAAGAGGCUCCGUAACGAGGAUAGCAUUUUGCGAAAUAUCAGAAAUCGGCGAAAAGCUCAAGACCAUUGGGAUAAACUGAGAAAAUAUGUAAUGUAUACAUGGGGUUGUAGUACAUGUGACGAUGAAUACAACAGCAUUACAAAUGCGUCAUGUUGCCCUGGAGUUGUGGCUGAAUCAUUUCAUGGAAGUGGAUUGUCAAUUAAAUCACGUAAACCAAGGCUACGAAACACAAUGAACUCUUUGAGUUUUAACAAAAAAGUCAACUUACCCUCUAAGAAGAAUGCCUCUCCAGAGUGUGACACUCAGAGAGUUAAAACGUGUUCAAGUGAAACUGCCUUGAAUCCAGAAGGCAGAUUAUCACAUGACAAAGAUGAACAUGUUCUGAAAAAUGAAGCACUUGGGGCUAUGAAAAACAGUGAGCAUGAAAAUUAUAUUGGUUUUCACAAGGAAGAUGUGUCUUGCUUAAUUGAUGAUUAUGCCAUACCUCCUCUGCCGUCAUUAGAAUAUAAGCCGGGCUCUGAAAUUAGUUUGUCCGAUAUUCAACAGAAUCUGCAGAAUUUGUACGAGUACAAUGUCAUGCUGAGGGAUAAGUUUGUUGCCACCCAACGUGCAAUUCAAGCUUUAACGGUGAAGCCGUCAACCAUAGCCUCAGAAAGCCAAACAUCAUAGCAUUUCAAAGCUGUGUUCGAGCAAAAAAAAAAAAAAAAAACCACGUUAAGAGACGAUGUUCGCCGUCCAUCCACUUUUCCCCUAGGAAUGCUGGAGAACUAGUCUUGAGAUCAAGGCCAGCUAUGUUUGGGAUCCUGCUCAUUGAGGCCAAUCAAUGCAGGGGAAGAUGGACCAAAUGCACUUCCAAGUAAUUGAAUUUGGAGUUAUUGUGAAGUUACCCUGCAUGUAAUUGUAUGCUGUACAAUGUGUACAAUAAAUUUAAAAAUUAAAAAGUAUUCAAGUUCCUAUUGUUGUAUUUUGUACAGUGAGAUGAGGAAUUUUUUCGCGAUUCUUUCUCUCUCCCUUUCAGCAUAAAGAUUUCGAGAUGGAUGUAACCCUGGUUUUUCUUGUGGUGAUAUAAAAUGUUAAUGAAGAAUUACAUGAGCAAUUGUUAUGGUGUGAAACACCAAA